Messenger RNA from Camellia sinensis, 693 nucleotides. Its product is annotated as NADH dehydrogenase [ubiquinone] 1 alpha subcomplex subunit 8-B. Lineage: Eukaryota; Viridiplantae; Streptophyta; Magnoliopsida; Ericales; Theaceae. The record is from RefSeq and is a predicted model, not a curated record. Gene Ontology annotation, cellular component: respiratory chain complex I. Gene Ontology annotation, biological process: mitochondrial electron transport, NADH to ubiquinone.
AAUAGCAAAACUGAGGGGGUAAAAAUGUAAAACAGAAAAAGCCGUCCCCAACCUGUUUAUUUUUCUUUGCAUUUUCUCGGUAACCAAACGGGACGAUGUCUCAUUUGCUUUGCUGAAGAUCGAGUGUUUGAUUGAUCGGAGUUGGAGAUGUCGUCGAGCACUGUGGAUCCGGCCGGAGAGCCGAUUCCGACGUCGGCGGUGCUGAUGUCGUCGGCGAAGCAUAUAGCGAGCAGAUGCAGAAACGAAAACCUAGCCUUCCUCAAAUGCAAGAAAGACGAUCCUAAUCCAGAGAAAUGCCUGGACAAAGGCCAACAAGUCACUCGUUGUGUUCUUAGCCUGUUGAAAGAUCUUCAUCAGAGGUGCACAAAGGAGAUGGAUGCUUAUGUCGGUUGUAUGUACUACUAUACAGAUGAGUUUGACUUGUGUCGCAAAGAGCAGAAAGAGUUCGAGAAAGCUUGUCCUUUGGAGUGACCGAGCAGAUGAUACCCAAAAUCCAAUGCUUGUAAUAAUUUUGGCCAGACUACAACGAGCAAAUUUUACUAAAACUAAUGCCACCAAACCCGUGUGGCAGAGAUUGUACCUUUUUUUUUUUUGCUCGAGCAGAGAUUGUACCUGGGAAAUGCUUCCAGGAUAUUACUUUUUUCCAUUUUCAAUCAUAAUCGUAGAUAAAUACUGCAUACAUUGUUGGAAUAA